This is a messenger RNA of Lasiosphaeria miniovina, 555 nucleotides long. Its product is annotated as Alpha/Beta hydrolase protein. NCBI's taxonomy places the organism in Eukaryota, Fungi, Ascomycota, Sordariomycetes, Sordariales, Lasiosphaeriaceae. The transcript has 2 exons. The coding region runs from base 1 to 555 and encodes 184 amino acids. The record is from RefSeq and is a predicted model, not a curated record.
AUGCCAUCUCUAAGUCUCAAGGAUGGUACCGAGAUUUACUACAAAGACUGGGGCAACAAGUCGGGCCCCGUCGUGACAUUUUCCCACGGGUGGCCACUCAGCAGCGACAACUGGGACAGCCAGAUGUUUUCUUCGCCAGCAAAGGCUACCGCAUCGUUCCUCGCGACCGACGUGGCCAUGGACGGUCAAGCCAACCGUGGGAGGGAAAUGACAUGGACACAUGCUGAUGAUUUGCACCAACUGUUCGAAGCCCUGGAUUUGCGUGAUGCUGUCAUGGUCGGCCACUCAACUGGCGUCGGCGAAGUGGCCCGCUUCAUCGGCCUCUUCGGCACCGACAGGGUCAAGAAAGCAGUACUCAUCGGCGCCGUUCCUCCCAUCACGGUUCAGAGCGAGCCAAACCCGGGGCACCCCGCUGUCGCCCCUUCUUUGGCCUCAACCGCCCCAACGCAAAAGACUAGCCAGGGCCAGAUCUACAGCUGGUGGCAGCAGGGCAUGAUGGCCAGCUUCAAGGUGCCUACGACUUCGGAUGCCCCUGGGCCCUGGCUUAUCAGAUAA